This is a messenger RNA of Quercus lobata, 947 nucleotides long. RefSeq names its product probable ribosome biogenesis protein RLP24. Lineage: Eukaryota; Viridiplantae; Streptophyta; Magnoliopsida; Fagales; Fagaceae. The transcript has 5 exons. Gene Ontology annotation, biological process: ribosomal large subunit biogenesis. Gene Ontology annotation, cellular component: nucleolus. Gene Ontology annotation, molecular function: structural constituent of ribosome. The coding region runs from base 161 to 664 and encodes 167 amino acids. The record is from RefSeq and is a predicted model, not a curated record.
UAGUCCGAAAUUUUCUCGAUACAGAGAAACACACAGACUCGCCGUGUCGUGUCGUGUCGCGCGACGCCGAGUUGGGAAGACAGCCGUGUCCUCCGCGACGCUGAUUGAGGAAUUCGACUCCUUUCUCGGAACUUGGAUUUGUUGUUGACCUGAGAAUAACAUGAGGAUAGAAAAGUGUUGGUUCUGUUCCUCAACUAUAUAUCCAGGGCAUGGUAUUCAGUUUGUCCGCAAUGAUGCAAAGAUAUUUCGCUUCUGUAGAUCCAAAUGCCACAAGAACUUCAAGAUGAAGAGGAAUCCUCGUAAGGUGAAAUGGACCAAGGCCUAUAGGCGAUUGCAUGGAAAGGAUAUGACACAAGAUUCUACCUUUGAGUUUGAGAGGAAGCGUAAUAGGCCAGAGAGAUAUGAUAGGAAUCUCACAGAAAACACUCUGAAGGCCAUUAAGACAAUUGAUAAAGUCAGAUCAAGGAGGGAGGCCAAACAUAUUGAGACGAGAAAGAAGGGAAAGAAGGCCCAGCUUAUGAGAGAGGCAGUUAAGGAGCUGGAGCAAAGCAUCAGCUUGGUGAAAGCCCCAUCUGUUCUCAAGGAGGAUAAAUCUUACACUCUUCCGAAGAUCAAGGUCAAGGUAUCUCAAGAAGAGGCAAAGAAUCAACCCAUGGAAGAAUGAAUGUAGUAAUCUACAUGUUGCCGUGCUCAGAUAAUCCUCCAAUAUGCUGUACGCUAUUGUUGCGUGGAAGCAAAAGUUUUGUCCAUAAGACAACAUGCAUAUUAAAAUAUUUUUGUUGUGGUUUUGUUUUUGUUUCUGAUCAUAGGAAGUGAUGAAUUACACCUUUCAAAUAUGAUUUGUUUUAGCAAUUUGUUGGUACUAACUAUUUAGUAAAACAUGUUUUGAACUGUAUUGUUACCGUCCUAUGCCUACCAAAAUGGAAAAAGGAAUGAAACCUGAUUAU